Molecule: messenger RNA, 3079 nt
Organism: Ictidomys tridecemlineatus (thirteen-lined ground squirrel)
Lineage: Eukaryota; Metazoa; Chordata; Mammalia; Rodentia; Sciuridae
Gene: Far2
Product: fatty acyl-CoA reductase 2
Biological process (GO): long-chain fatty-acyl-CoA metabolic process
Cellular component (GO): peroxisome
Molecular function (GO): alcohol-forming very long-chain fatty acyl-CoA reductase (NADP+) activity
Source: RefSeq, a predicted model, not a curated record
AGUAAUAGCGAGUGGAUCGGCUUGUGCUCAAUGAAUGGAGGCUGCGGGGCGGGCCUGCGUGCACAGCCGCCCUGCCCACGAUGCUGCCUCCCGGAGGCCUGUAGGGCCCUCGCGGCCCCUAGCCCUCCUCCCGCCCCGGGCAGAGGUUGCCGACGGCUCUGCGCCCAACGACGACAGGGAAGGUCGAGGGAGGGUGGUUUCCUCCCGCCCCACACCCAGUCUCCGAGCCGGAUAUAUACAGUGUCACGUUUGGGAGCUGAAAGACCAGAGCAGUUUCCUUGUGGCUGGAGUACUUCCCGUAGCCUCGGGGAAGGACCGGGAUUUAGCGGACCACUAGUUGAAACCCACCCCCGUGCUGGAGGAGCAGUUACCUGUUUGCCAACUGAAGUGUGGAAAAUAUUAGGUGGAAAAUUCCAGAAAUAAAUCACUCAUAAAAUUUAAAUUCCAUGCCAUUCUGAUUAGCAUGAUGAACUCUUGCGCUGUCCCACCUGGGAAGCAGGUCAUCCCUUCAUCCAGCAUAUCCACGCUGCGUACACUGCCCAUCCAUUUUUGAGGUGGCUUCCACAGUUAUCAGAUCAACUAUUACAGUGCUUUGUUCAAGCAACUCGUGUACAGUAGCCUAAUGCUGUGUCACAUGCCUGUGUCACCUCGCUUCAUCUCAUCACAUAGGUACUGCCUCACCUCACACCUUCAUAAGAAGAAAAAGGAUGAAGUGGAGCAGGACAAUCAUCACUGUACUUAUUUUGAGUCUGGACUAGUUUGGGUUCCAAGUCACCUGGAAGUGAACCCGUUCAGUUCAGGAUGUGAUGCCUUCCUUGAGGAUACUUUUUAAUAAUCGAUGCAGGAACCCCUUUUCAGUGGUCUAAAAGAGAAGAGGAGGAAUCAUGUCCAUGAUUGCAGCUUUCUAUGACAACAAGUCCAUCCUCAUCACCGGGGCCACAGGCUUCCUGGGCAAAGUGCUCAUGGAGAAGCUGUUCCGCACCAGCCCUGACCUGAAAGUCAUCUACAUCCUUGUGAGACCCAAGGCUGGCCAAACCCUGCAGCAAAGGGUUUUCCAGAUCCUCAACAGUAAGUUAUUUGAGAAAGUCAAAGAAGUUUGUCCAAAAGUGCAUGAGAAGAUUAAACCUAUUUAUGCAGAUCUCAAUCAGAAGGACUUAGCCAUCAGCAAAGAGGACGUGAAGGAACUCCUGUCCUCUGUCAAUAUCAUCUUCCACUGCGCGGCCACUGUACGCUUUGAUGACCCACUGAGACAUGCUGUGCAACUUAAUGUCACUGCUACCCAGCAGCUCUUGCAUAUCGCCAGUCAGAUGACAAAGCUUGAAGCCUUCAUACACAUCUCUACUGCCUAUUCCAACUGCAACCUGAAGCACAUCGACGAAGUCAUCUAUCCAUGCUCCGUGGAGCCAAAAAAAAUCAUCCAAUCCAUGGAGUGGUUAGAUGAUGCUAUCAUUGAUGAGAUCACUCCCAAGCUGAUUGCUGGUCGGCCUAAUACUUACACCUACACCAAGGCCUUGGGAGAGAUGGUAGUGCAGGAAGAGGGCAGCAACCUGAACGUGGCCAUCAUCCGGCCCUCCAUCGUGGGAGCCACCUGGCAGGAGCCUUUCCCAGGCUGGGUUGAUAACCUAAAUGGACCUAGUGGACUCAUUGUUGCGGCUGGAAAAGGAUUUCUUCGUUCCAUAAAAGCUACCCCAAUGGCUGUGGCAGAUUUAAUUCCAGUUGAUACAGUUGUCAAUCUCACCUUAGCGGUAGGAUGGUACACUGCAGUUCACAGACCUAAGCCAACCUUAAUCUACCACUGUACGUCGGGAACUACCAAUCCCUGUAAUUGGGGCAAAAUGGGAUUACAAGUCUUGGCAACUUUUGAAAAAGCCCCAUUUGAGAGAGCAUUCAGGAGGCCAAAUGCUGACUUCACAACCAACUACUUCACAGCCUCCUACUGGAAUGCGGUCAGCCACCGGGCCCCUGCCAUCAUCUAUGACUUCUAUCUGCGACUCACUGGAAGGGAGCCCAGGAUGACAAAGCUCAUGAAUCGGCUUUUAAGAACUAUUUCCAUGCUGGAGUACUUCAUCAACCGGAGUUGGGAAUGGAGCACAUACAAUACAGAAAUGCUGAUGUCAGAGCUGAGUCCUGAGGACCAGAGAGUAUUCAACUUUGAUGUGAGCCAGUUGAACUGGCUAGAAUACAUUGAAAAUUAUGUUUUGGGAGUUAAGAAAUACAUAUUGAAAGAGGAUAUGGCUGGGAUCCCAGAAGCAAAGCAACACUUAAAAAGGCUCCGAAAUAUUCACUACUUCUUUAAUACUGCCCUCUUUCUUAUCAUCUGGUGCCUUCUCAUUGCAAGAUCUCAAAUGGCCCGGAAUAUGUGGUUCUUCAUUGUGAGCUUCUGUUAUAAGUUCCUCUCCUACUUUAGGGCAUCCAGAACGCUAAAGAUCUAAGAACAUUCAACAUUCACCUUUUCGGAACCUCUCAGAUACCUCUCAAAACAGUAAACUGUGGUUCUCAAGAUUAGGAAGUAACAAGGAACAUGUCCAAGCUGACAUAUGUCAAAUAUGCUGUUAUGUAUUCAUCACUAUUUCUUAACUGUCUGUUUUUAUUUCCAUGAAAGAAGGAAAGUCACAAACUAGACUAUAGCCAUACAUAUUUUAGGAAAAAAUUACUUCCAGAUUAUUUCCUAACACUCUAGUCUAGGCUCUUGCAUACUCAAUGUGAAAAUGCUCCCACUUUUCUUAUUUAGCUUUUCUCUUUGAGAGGAUUAAUUUCAACUCAAUAAGCAAGGAAGAACAUAUGGAGAAGCCAAAAUAAGCUAAGGCAGUACUAACCCUGGAAACAUACUGGGGUAACUGGGAGAAAGGUCUGAACACAAGACAAGUAGAGGAAUUGUGAUCUCAACACCCUCACAAAUGCUUUAAGUUAAACAAUUCCCCACUGGAGUGGCUCUCCUUCCUUUCUAUGCUGUAACAGAGUCCUGGUUAAGGAGUAGAAUCAGAAAAGUGAGUUCACAUUUACCAUUUUUCUUAACUAUAUCCACUUCUUAAAAACUAAAAAAAAAAAAAAAAAAGAUCAAGAAGUGUAAAUAAUUGUG